Cladocopium goreaui is the source of this 534-nucleotide messenger RNA. The record is from the annotation of a GenBank genome assembly. Lineage: Eukaryota; Dinophyceae; Suessiales; Symbiodiniaceae.
AUGCAAAGAAUUGCAAAGAGCUUUCAUGGUCUCAGCUUCUAUUACUGGUACCGCGGCCGCACAUAUGUGCUGGACUUGUCGCACAACAAGUUGCAGGUGUUGCUUCCAAAGGUCUUUGACAGUCUUGAUCUCGACCGAGUGUACCUACAACACAAUGACUUGUCUCAACUGCAUACGGAGACCUUUCGUGGCCUCACCUUGAGUAAGAACGGCAUCCUGGACAUGUCGCGUUACAAGUUGCAGGAUUUGCCUCCAAAGGUCUUUGACGGCAUGCGUGGUUUGAAGAUCCUGGACCUGGCGGAGAACGAGCUCCGGAGCCUUGGCGACAGACUGGAGCAGAAUCAGCUGGCUCAUCUUGAUGGAGUUGAACCUGGGUGGCAACCGCCUCACAACGUUACCCAACGACCUCUUCAACGGUUUCACAAAUCUUCGAAAGCCGCAGCUGCAGAGCAGUCAGCUGGAGAGACUUCCGCCAAAGCUGUUUCAGAAUUUGAGCUCGUUGAAGUUGCUGAACUUGAGUCGAAAUGCACUUGA